Paramecium primaurelia is the source of this 3034-nucleotide messenger RNA. Lineage: Eukaryota; Ciliophora; Oligohymenophorea; Peniculida; Parameciidae. The record is from the annotation of a GenBank genome assembly.
AUGAUUGUCACUUCAAAUAUAGUGAAUGACUUGAACACAGCAUUUUAACUCAUUAAUAUGGGCACAAACGAUAAAAUAAGAUAAGGAGAGCAAUUGUUAUAACAAAUAAGAGGUGAUAUACAAUAUCCUAAAGUUUUAUUCGAUUAUUUCUAAGCUUAUGAAAUUAGUCUAGGGCUUCGAGCGGCAAUUGAAUUAAAAUUAUGGUUCAAAGAAUAUCGUAAUUUUGAUGAUUACUAAGCUUAAUAUGUUCAAAAUGUAGUGUAAACAAUCAAGCAACACAUAAUAAGUGCUUAUAUAGUCUCUGAAGCACCAUUAAUUCAUCAAUUGAAAGAUGCAAUUGUUUAUGUUGCUUCAAGAGAUUUUCCUACUUAAUGGCCUACACUUAUGGCUGAUUUAAAUCAAUUCUUAACCCAUCCAGAUUAUGUAUACAAAACCUUGAAACUCAUAUACAAAUUGACUGAAAAAUAUGUUUAUCAAUCAAGAAGUGAUCCUUUAUAUGAAGAAAUCAUUAUAACAUGCGACACAAUCCAUCACAAUUUGUUAUUGUUAGCUAAAUCAUUGAUACAAUAAAUAGAAGCCCUUCAAAAUCUGAAAUUAUCAUAUGAAAUUCUGAAGACAUUACUAAAAGUGUUUUACAAUUUAAAUUUUUAAGUAAUUUAAAAUAAUAAUUCAAUAAUUUAGGAUUUACAUCCACAUUUUGAAGACAAUCUUCAAUCAUGGAUGGAAUUUAUGAAAGUAGUUCUAAGACUCUAACCAGUAUAAGGAGUAGAAUAAUUCUUAUUCAAAUGUAAAGGUGAAGCUCUUAGAUGUGUUUUAUUAUAUGCAAUGAAGUAUCGUGAUGAUUUUGGUGACUUGAUCCAAGUGUUUUCAAGUGAAAUAUGGAAUGUAUGCACCUAGACUAGUGCUGGAAGAGAUAGUGACAAGGUUACUUUAAUCAAAUAAAGUUUUAGAUUGUAUUAUGUGCACUUAGAUACUUCAAGACCUUAAUAGCUUGGUAAGACAUGAAGACCUUCUUUGAAUAGAAUAUAAAGAUUUUAAUAGAGAGUUUAAUUAUUAGAAAUUUAUCUUUAUCUAGUAAUAUAGAUUUAUUAAUAAUUUAUUUUAGAGGAUGAGAUAGGAAUGUUUUAAGAUGAACCAUAAGAAUUUAUAGAGAAGUUUUUUGAAUAAAGUGAUUUAGAAUCUAGAAGAGCAUAAGCAGUUGAAUUAUUUAAGACAGUGACUAAACACUUUAAUUAAUAAGUGAAUAUCAUAAUUUAAGAAUAUUUGUAUAAAUUUAUAUAUAAAAUAAAUUAGAUAGGCUUAUAUUUAAUCAGGAAUGAAUGGAAUAGAUAAUGAAAUAAUUCUUAUUAAUUUAAUUAUUGAAGCCAGUACAAGUUCAUUUACAUCAAAAGAUGGAACUAUUGAUAUUAUUUUAUCAUAAGAAAAUGUUCUUGGAUUUUAUACUCAUUGUUUAAAACCUAAAUUAGGAUAAAUAUUUGAAUUACAAUAAUAAAAUUAAUCAGUUGAAUAAAAAUUCACACCAAUAUAAUUAGCAUUCUAUUGUAGAUACUUAUUUUAUUUCAGAAAUGUAAUUGAUAAAGUUGAAUUACCAACUUUAGCUACUUUAGUUUCUAAAUUAUAAUUAAGCAAAAAAAUUACUUUAUCAAAUAUAGCUAGUUAUACAGCAUAUUCAUUAAUUAAUGUAAGAUAGGAUGUCAAGAAUUAUGCUAAUCAUUAGUUAUAUUUUGAAAAUGUUAAUAUUUCACAAUAUUUACAAUUAAUUUUGACUGAUUGUUAUAAUAAUAUUAAAUAAUAAUAGAAAUUAGAAACAUAUAGUUUGAAACUUACUAAUUCAUUGAUUACUUUAUUGAAAUAAGAGAUUUUUAAUGCAAUAGCUGCAUUAUGUAAUUUACUCUAAGAUUUACUUAAAAAUAUUAAAUUAGAAUAUGAGUUUUAGAAUGUCCAUUUGGUUUUUGAGAUAAUAGCUAGUGUAGUUGAUGUUUGUAUUAUAGCAAAGAAUUCUGAAGCUGCCAAUUAGUUAUAAUAGAGUAUAUUAAAUCAAUUAGAUGAAUUACUUAGAGAAAAUAAGGGAGAUGUUACUAAUUUUGUCUUAUAAAUUUAUUCACUCUUUUUAUAAGUUUAAACAAAUGCAUCCUCAUAUUAUCAAAAUUUAUUAUAAAAUUUCCUUGAAAUUUAAAAUUGGAAUGAAUCAAAUUCCUCAUUGUUUCAAGCUUAUAUAAUAUUUUUCUAAUUUGGAUUCUAAGGAACUAAUUUACCUACAACUUAAUUAUAGGCUAUCUUAAAAUCAAUUGUUUCUCAUAGUACACCAUCAUAUACAGAAUUAUCUAAAUUCCUCAUAAAAUCUAAUUAGCAAUGGACAAACAUAGUUUUGGCAAUCAUUUUUGAAUAAUACAAAAUAUAAUAAUAAUCUUAACCUUAAAUAUCCUCAAAAUCAAAAGCAACCCAUUUGAGUUAAAGAUUAAUAAAUAAGGAAGUAUUUCUAUUAUUAGCACAUGUUUUUACAUCUUAUGGAGUUGAAGUGCUUGUAAAUGAAUGUUCUAAGAUCUCUCCUCAAUUACUUGAGAGUUUUUUAAUAAAUGAAUUAGGAAUUAUAAAAUCUAUUUCUUAAAGGAAUGAAAGAAAAUUAAUAUUUACUAUGUUGUCUGCUAUAUUAUUUUCUGGAUCGUAAAUUAUUCAUUUAAUAAUAUUAGAUUUUUAAGUUAACAAUCAUGGAAUCUAGUCUUUUAAGCAAUGGUUGAAAAUAUUACACUUAAAAAAAGAAAUCCUUUAAAAUUUAUGGGAAGAGUAACAGAUAGAGAAGUAACAUCAAGUUCUGGAUUCUAACCUUUGAAACCUGUUAUUGCUAGAAAUGUAAUCAUUUUAUAUAUAAAUAAAAUAGAAUAAUGAUAAAUUAUUAAAUGAUGAAGAUAAAUUAUUUAGUGCAUCAUUCAAAACUUAUUAUAGUAAUCCAAUUGUAUAAUAAUAAUUACCAAUUUAAUAAUUAUUAACAUAAUAGUAAUAAGAGUUGUUAAGUAAUUUAAUACAAUCUGUUUGA